Molecule: messenger RNA, 2039 nt
Organism: Gigantopelta aegis
Lineage: Eukaryota; Metazoa; Mollusca; Gastropoda; Neomphalida; Peltospiridae
Product: non-structural maintenance of chromosomes element 1 homolog
Exons: 8
Coding region: 604-1395 (263 amino acids)
Biological process (GO): double-strand break repair via homologous recombination; DNA damage tolerance
Cellular component (GO): nucleus; Smc5-Smc6 complex
Molecular function (GO): ubiquitin-protein transferase activity
Source: RefSeq, a predicted model, not a curated record
UUAUUUUUAUUUAAACUGAAAAGUAAAACACAGACAAAUGCAAACAAAAUGAAACUUUUACACCUUAAUUGAUAGUCCUUCCAAUUCACAAUUGUGACAUUGUUAUAAAAAAUAAAAGCGAAAUAAGAUCCACGUGUGUGCACAAUCUACCCAAGAAAAAUAAAAUCCAUGUAGGCAUCUUAAAUAGGCUAAUAGCCAUGCAUGACAAUGAACAUAUAUGCAUCUGCAGUAUUGUGCCACUCGAGAAAACGAGUCCUAAAUUGAUCAUGAGAUGGGUCAUGUGUGAUAGUUCAUUUUCAUAGUAAUAUUUUUAACAAGACAAAACAAAAAAGUACUAAAAUAAUUCUGGUACAACUAGCAUUUAUGGGCUAAAAGUGAGGUCAUGGGCGGUCUAUAAAUAGCAGGGUCAAAGAUCCACACCUACUGCGCCGAAUCACUGGACAUGCAAAUCGUUUUGGAUACAAGGGGGUGCCUAUAUUUAUGCACCAUUUUAAAAUGUUUAUUUACUACAGACAUAAAACAAUUUGUAGUGUAUUUCAGAUUAUGCACUGCUUCAUUGAUCACAUUCCAUAUUGUUCCUUACAUUGUGAGUAAGUUAUCAGCAUGACAGCGAUGCGCCCAAGUCACCAGAUGUUUCUCCAGACUUUUAUGUCUCGUGGAAUUCUUGAUGCCAAGGAAGUAAAACUAAUGUACAAACAGUGCUGUGAGCAAUUCCAAGAACACUACAGUGACAAUGAAGAAGAAAGACGCCGCGUGUUGGCCGAGUUUGUGAGAACGAUUAAUUCUAAUCUUCAUCCACUACACAUGGAGAUUAAGAAAGGCGUUAAUGAAGAUGACGGCUCCAAUUAUUAUGGUUUGGUGAGCAUCAGUGAAUCACAGAUCACAAAGUUGGCAUCAGAUUACACACCUAACGAACUAGAAUUUUUCAAAAAAAUUGUGGGGUUAAUUGUGGAAGCUGACGAAGGAUCAAUCAGUUCUAUCGAAGCUCUCAAUCAGACAGAGAAACUAGAGAAGAAAAUCAGUAAGAAUGAUGCUCAGGAUCUUUUGGAGAAACUUCAGCUUGAGAAGUGGCUUUCUCUUACUCGAGGUCGUGUUUCCCUGGCAACUAGAGCUAUAUUAGAAUUAGAACAGUAUAUCAAAGAUGUCUAUCCAGAUACUGCAAAAAUGUGCAACUUGUGCAAGAAACUUUGUCUAAAGGGUCAAGGUUGUGAGGAAUGUGGUACCAAGUUUCACUUACACUGUGCUUCACGGUUCUUCAGGCAGGACGAGGCACACUGUCCAGGAGAGGGCUGCGGGGUAGCAUGGGUCCACGAAAUACCAAGGAGAGAUACGGAUGCCACUCAAGCAGCUCCACCGGAACGGUCUUCUCAGAGAAGAAGAAAAGAACGACAUUAAAACAUUCUGCCUGUUACAAAUCUAAUUGGAUGGAUUUCUUUGUUUCCAUGUGUCUAUUUAUGUUGAACUUGUUACAGUCAUUGACUGACAAAGCGGUUUUAUCCAUGUUGUUCAUUGUGAAAAUACAUUGCACAGUUGCAUGUACGUUAUAUCAUGUACAGAUUUAUUGGUUUUGAUAUUGUUUAGCAGCUGCAACAGGUGUCCUCUGUUUAUACUAUGGAACAUUCUGUUGUAUGUUUUUCCUUUCUGGGAAACUUCUGUCUCAAAUUUAAAUGAAUAAAUGCACAACUUUAGGCAUAUUUAAUUUAUCAGUGGAAAUAAAUAAGAUUACUGCAUGUACAGGAGUGCCAUAUGAAAACUAUGGAACAGGUUUGGGAAUUGUGUUAUUCCGUAAGCGACAGCAAGAGGUAUAAAACAAUUCCUAAACGAGUUCCAUAAGUUUCAUAUGGCACUUGUACAUGUGUAAUAAUUUAUUUAUUAUCCAUAAACUAAUUUAUAAGCCGCAUUAAAUAUGACUGUAUUCACUGCACAAUCAAUGUUCAUAAGGUUGAACUAGGUCAGUCAUAAAGUACUAUCCUAAUGGUACAUUCAUAGUGAAAUGGUUUCUAGUUGUUAUUUAUAAGAAUUAAACAACAUAAAUCCAG